Condylura cristata (star-nosed mole) is the source of this 2359-nucleotide messenger RNA. It is a transcript of the gene SSTR2, whose product is annotated as somatostatin receptor 2. Gene Ontology annotation, biological process: cellular response to glucocorticoid stimulus; neuropeptide signaling pathway; cellular response to estradiol stimulus. Gene Ontology annotation, cellular component: membrane; neuron projection. The transcript is spliced from 2 exons. The record is from RefSeq and is a predicted model, not a curated record. The coding region runs from base 238 to 1347 and encodes 369 amino acids. NCBI's taxonomy places the organism in Eukaryota, Metazoa, Chordata, Mammalia, Eulipotyphla, Talpidae. Gene Ontology annotation, molecular function: neuropeptide binding; somatostatin receptor activity.
GCGAGGGGUCCACCGCAGCCCGCAGCUCCGGACACCGACGCCGGCGCCCCGCCAGCUGCAGCGCGCUGGCACUGGGCUGCAGAACAGCCGAGCCGCCUCUGGGUGCGGGUGAGCUGAGCUAGAGGGUUGCAACGGCAAAGCAAAGAUGCCACAGUGGAUCCCUUGUUUUCAGGACCCAUUAAGGUGAGACUAAGCUCUUCGGGCUGCUCGGAACUAGCCUCGGACCACAAGACCACCAUGGAUAUGGCGUGUGAACCGCUCAACGGGAGCCAAGGGUGGCUCUCCUGCCCAUUCGACUUCAAUGGUUCCGCGGCCAUAGCCAAUGGCUCAAACCAAACGGAGCCAUACUAUGACAUGACCAGCAACGCGGUCCUCACCUUCAUCUACUUUGUGGUCUGCAUCAUUGGCUUGUGUGGCAACACGCUUGUCAUCUAUGUCAUCCUCCGCUAUGCCAAGAUGAAGACCAUGACCAACAUUUACAUCCUCAACCUGGCCAUCGCUGACGAGCUCUUCAUGCUGGGUCUGCCCUUCCUGGCCAUGCAGGUGGCUCUGGUCCACUGGCCCUUUGGCAAGGCCAUCUGCCGCGUGGUCAUGACCGUGGAUGGCAUCAACCAAUUCACCAGCAUCUUCUGCUUGACGGUCAUGAGCAUUGACCGCUACCUGGCUGUGGUGCACCCCAUCAAGUCAGCCAAGUGGAGACGGCCCCGGACAGCCAAGAUGGUCAACAUGGCCGUGUGGGGGGUCUCCCUGCUGGUCAUCUUGCCCAUCAUGAUCUACGCUGGGCUUCGGAGCAACCAGUGGGGGAGAAGCAGCUGCACCAUCAAUUGGCCCGGUGAAUCCGGGGCAUGGUACACUGGCUUUAUUAUCUACACCUUCAUCUUGGGGUUUCUGGUGCCCCUCACCAUCAUUUGUCUCUGCUACCUGUUCAUCAUCAUCAAGGUGAAGUCCUCCGGAAUCCGAGUGGGUUCCUCCAAGAGGAAAAAGUCAGAGAAGAAGGUCACCCGGAUGGUGUCCAUAGUGGUGGCAGUCUUCAUCUUCUGCUGGCUUCCCUUCUACAUAUUCAACGUCUCGUCGGUGUCGGUGGCCAUCAACCCCACUCCAGCCCUGAAAGGCAUUUUCGACUUUGUGGUGGUUCUCAGCUAUGCCAACAGCUGUGCCAACCCUAUCCUGUAUGCCUUCUUGUCCGACAACUUCAAGAAGAGCUUCCAGAACGUCCUGUGUUUGGUCAAGGUGAGUGGCACAGAUGACGGGGAACGGAGUGACAGUAAACAGGACAAAUCCCGGCUGAACGAGACCACGGAGACCCAGAGGACCCUCCUCAACGGAGACCUCCAGACCAGCAUCUGAGCUGCCUGAGAAAAUAAAUCCAUAAAACGCCAGCCCUGCCAACCGGGGACUUGUCCCCUCCCCCGCCCCCCAGUGCACCUGGCUUCUAGAAUAGGGAAUCGCUCAGCAUGAGUCUGUCUGAGUGAAUGACACUACAUUAAAUUGGCCACCUCUCCCUCCUCAAAGUGAAUAUUUUAAUGCAGGCGGGCAGUUCAGAGGCUGGAGAAGAGGACAUCAGGCCUCGGGAUGACCCCACAGAAACACUGAAAUGCAACAAAAACCGAAAACUCGACCCCCGUGUUUGUGUGUUUGACCCCCAGUAAGUGAUCUUGUGCUCGUGUGUUGAUGUCGUGUAUUCCUAGCUAGCACCUGUGUGGUCACUGCCUGUGUCCUGUGUCCAUGUGCUCCGCGGCAACCCGUGUGUAGGAUAGGCGUCUAUCCAGUAUGGCAACACAGAAACGGCGCACCGCGAGGCCAAUAAAGUUAACGCUUCAGGGGUCUCUCUCCUGCGGUCAGGGUGUCCACAUGGCCGUAUGCUUUUGUCAAAAACUGUAAGCGUAAGAUGUUUUUGUAUUCUUUCCCUUAUAGAGGGCUCCUUAAAUUGUAGAAACUUCCAGUCUUAACAAAGUCUGCCUCUGCCGCUGGGGUAUUCGCUUCAUUACUUUCAGGUAAGUUAGGACCAAGGAAGAAGGAGAAGGCGAGCGUUGGAGACCCCGGGCAUACAGCCAUGCGUUUCCUCUUCUCAGAUGUAAUCCAAAGACCUUACAUGGCUGUAGUCAUCUACCUUUGUAUUCAGCAAGACAGCACGCUUUGUUCUAAGACUGCAUCUUUUCCCUCGCACUUUUUUUUUAGGGAGCCAUGGGGGACGGGAGGGUAGAGAUCAAAGGCAAAUGGAAGGCAAAAAAUGGGCUCUAAUUCUUGUGGGGCAACCAUUUUAUUCUACCUGGCGUGAACAGAAAUGAGGAAGAAUGAAGCCAAAUUACACCUUUGUGAAAAGCCAUGAAACUGUUUUUUUUUUUCUUUUCUUUUCUUU